AUGGCCCUGCGGGGCUGCCUUGAAGGGCCUUGGAGGGCUUUGCCAACUGAUGUACAAACUCUGCCAGAGCUGUACGUGCCGCGCCCCUAUGGAGCUGCUGGGUCCGAGCUGCUGGCCGGCCCGGCGCUGCCCCGGCCGCGGGUGGACCUGGUGGCGGUGAAGCAUCUGGCGCUAACUCACUCGGGGGACUCUGUAUGUUUUCCUCCGAAACAACGGGGAGCCGGACUCGAGCUUCCCGUCCGCAAAAGGGAGAGCGCGGCAGUAAUCGUGCCGCUCUUCGCCAGCCUCGUCCGGGUUACGGUGACGGUCCCUCAGUGUGGCGUCUCCAGGCACGCCGACGAAGCGUUUGACGGGGAAGGAAAAGUGAAACGGCUCCGCUGCAGGAGGCGGCGAUCUGCCCGUGGAGUAUGCAAAUACGUUUCUGACCAGGUGUCUCUCUCUCUCUCUCUCUCUCUCCCUCUCUCUCUGUCCCUUCUUUCUUCCCCCAGGUACGACCGGUUGCUGCGGAUCCGCGCUCUCAGGUGGGAGUAUGGCAGCGUCCUGCCAAACGCCAUCCAGUUUCACAUGUCAGCGGAGGAAGUGGAGUGGUUCAACCGGUACAAAAAAUCUCUGGCCACCUACAUGAGGUCAGUAGGCGGAGAGGAGGGGCUGGACCUUACGCAGGACAUAAAGCCUCCUAAAAGCCUGUACAUCGAAGUGCGGUGCUUAAAAGACUACGGCGAAUUUGAGAUUGAUGAUGGCACCACCGUCCUGCUGCAGAAAUAGCCAGGUACGAAAUACAACCGAGCGGGGUCCUAAACCCUUUCCUGCUCCUUCUCUUCCCCUGCGCUCCUGUGACGCUCCCCUGCUCAUCCCAGCUUCGCAGCACGUUGCAGUUGCUGCACCCAGCGCCUCGCACGCGCUGCAAGCCGCCUGCGUGCCCCAGGACCGCUGUUUGACCUCGUACUGCUACACACGGCGGUGCAGCACAGAGCAGGCCGCCUGCAGCAACGCAUCCAGGCGGCCUGGGUCUCAGGGAAAGUUUGUCUGUGUUCUUGUGCAGCAUUUUUUACCCCGCUGGAAAUGCGAGCAGUUAAUCAGACAAGGAGUCCUGGAGCACGUCCUGUCGUAAGCGUUCAGGACCGGAGGGACAGCCCUUCCCUGGCGGCCUGUCCCCAGCAGGGAGCGGGCGCUGCAGGACUUCAGCCAGGUCAAGGCUCCGGCACAGAGCGCCCUGUAGCUCCUCUUAGUAGCCUCUGAUACCUGACACGAAGAUCACCUCAGAGCCUGUAAAGUAUUUAAGCCACGCUGGCCAGCCCUUCGUGACCGAAGGGUACACGCAGCGAGCCUGGGGCUCCAGCCCGGGCGCGCGGUCUUAUCCAGCCCCUGCAACUACAAAUGGGUUUUGAGGGUUUUGUUUGAAGCAAUGCUUUGUUCACGCUGUGCACGUGGCAAUAAGAGACCAGCUGGGCUCUGGAAGCUGGGGGAACGCCACGGUUGUGAAAUAAAGAACUGCGUCAGCCUUCAGUUUAAACCCCUGGUUAAGCGUCAGCGUCGUAUCCGUUAAACGCUCUCUCCCUCCUGCCUCUCUGGCCCAGCUCGUCUUGACCCUGCAGGGUGAUGCUCAAGCUUUGGCUCCCGUCUCAAUGGAGACAGUCCCCCACGUGGCAGAUAAGACUGCAAGAGCUUCUUCCUGGGGUUAGACGGG
Struthio camelus australis is the source of this 1687-nucleotide messenger RNA. The record is from RefSeq and is a predicted model, not a curated record. Lineage: Eukaryota; Metazoa; Chordata; Aves; Struthioniformes; Struthionidae.